AUGAACGCGCCCCGGAAUCUGCUGUUGCGCAGCCUGCGCGCUUCAAGGCCCAUCCCUCGGUGUCCGAGAUUGACCUCCGCCCCGCCGAAAAGACCCUUCACAUCAUCCACCUUUCGUCGCAAUACCAGGAAGCAGCCCGACGCCGAUGACCCGGAGUUUGUGUCGAUUCUCGAUGGACCGCCGCAGAUUGUUCGUGCAGGGAAGCGCCAUGGACCUGGCCUCAUCAUCCUCGCCAUCAUCCCCAUCACGGCCUUCAUUCUCGGCUCAUGGCAGGUCCAGCGUCUAGGCUGGAAGACGGAGCUCAUCGCAAAGUUCGAAGACCGCCUCGUCCGAGAUCCCCUCCCCCUCCCUCCCACCAUCGACCCCUCGGCCGUCCACGAGUUCGACUACCGCCGUGUCACAGCAACAGGCCGCUUCCGACACGACCAAGAGAUGCUUAUCGGACCGCGCAUGCGAGACGGUACUGACGGAUACAUGGUCAUUACACCGCUAGAGCGCGAGGACGCCACGACUAUUCUUGUAAACCGCGGCUGGAUCGACAAGAAGCACAGAGAUCAGAGGACGAGGCCGGAUGGGUUGCCCAAGGGCGAGGUCACUGUGGAGGGGUUGCUCAGAGAGCCAUGGAAGAAGAACAUGUUUACGCCUGACAAUCAGCCCGAGAAGGGCCUGUUUUAUUUCCCUGAUGUCAAGCAGAUGGCCGAGUUGACGGGAAGCCAGCCCGUCUGGAUUGAGGCCACUAUGGAACCCGAGUUCAUGCGGAUGGUCGACUAUGAAGCUCGCGGCAUUCCCUAUGGUCGAGCUGCAGAGGUCAACCUGCGAAAUAACCACGCCCAGUACAUUUUCACAUGGUACGGUCUCUGUGCCGCAACCUCCAUCAUGCUGUGGAUGGUCGUCAAGAAGCCCUCAAACGAGAUUGUUCGUCGGGUAGCCCGCUCCAAGGGCCUGUAA
Messenger RNA from Fusarium keratoplasticum, 948 nucleotides. RefSeq names its product SURF1-like protein. Bases 1 to 948 code for a protein of 315 amino acids. Gene Ontology annotation, biological process: mitochondrial respiratory chain complex IV assembly. The transcript is spliced from 4 exons. The record is from RefSeq and is a predicted model, not a curated record. NCBI's taxonomy places the organism in Eukaryota, Fungi, Ascomycota, Sordariomycetes, Hypocreales, Nectriaceae. Gene Ontology annotation, cellular component: mitochondrion; membrane.